AUGGUACAAACGAAGUCUAAGACGGUUCCAACCACAGAGCGACUAAAGGCGCUGAGAGAGUUUAUGAGACGACCAGAGUGCAAUGUUCAAGCCUAUGUCAUACCUUCAGAAGAUCAGCAUGCGAGUGAAUACUUGGCGGACUGCGAUGCACGACGCGCUUGGAUUUCGGGAUUCAGCGGGUCUGCAGGUUGUGCUGUUGUCACCCUAGACAAUGCGCAUCUGUUCACUGAUGGGCGAUACUUCCUGCAAGCGGAGCAACAGCUCGACAGUAACUGGCAAUUGAUGAAGCAAGGACUGAAAGGUGUGCCAACGUGGCAGAAGUUCCUAUCUGAGAAUCUACCAAAGGGAACUAAGGUUGGCAUCGAUUCAACUCUAAUAUCUGCCGAAGAUGCACGAGUGCUCAAGGAAGAUUUGGGCAAGAAGGACUCCUCCCUUGUGCCAGUAAGCUGGAAUAUUGUCGACAGAAUAUGGCUAGAUCGCCCGGCCCGACCAAAGAAUCCCAUCAUCGCCCAUGAGCUUGAGUAUGCUGGAAAAUCUUCGACGGAGAAAAUCAAGGAAAUCAGGGAAUAUCUGGUCAAGAACAAUUUCAGCUCAAUAGUGGUCAGCAUGCUAGACGAUGUGGCAUGGCUGUUCAACCUAAGAGGCAGUGAUAUCGCCUACAAUCCGGUGUUCUUCGCAUAUGCCCUCAUAACGGACAAGGCCGCCAUUCUAUUUGUCGACCCAGCCCAGCUAACUGAGGAAGUUCGAAAAUAUCUCGGCUCCGAGAUUAACAUUCAACCUUACGACUGCUUCUGGUCUCAUCUCGCCGAACAUAAGAGUACUCUUUCUGUGAAUCCAGAAAAGAAAAUUCUCAUUAGUAGAACAACAAGUUGGGCCAUCGCCAGAGCGCUGGAGGAGCAGAGGGUUGCUGUUGGUCGAUCGCCGGUUGCGGACUUGAAGGCCGUGAAGAACGAAGUUGAAAUCGAGGGUUUUCGACAGUCGAAUAUCCGCGACGGUGCCGCCCUUGUCCGUUAUUUCGCGUGGUUGGAAGAACAGCUACACCAGCACAAGACGCUGUCUGAGACUGAUGCGGCAGAUCAGCUGGAGAAGUAUCGCUCAGAGAUGGAGCUCUUCAUGGGCUUAUCAUUCCCUACUAUAUCCGCGACGGGAUCUAACGGAGCGAUCAUUCAUUACCAACCCGAUCGGAACGAUUGCGCUACGAUCGAGCUAGACAGUCUGUAUCUUUGUGAUUCCGGAGCACAAUACAAGGAUGGGACUACAGAUACUACACGAACUUGGGCAUUUGGUAUCCCGAAGGAAGAAGAAAUCCGAGCCUUUACCCGCGUUUUACAAGGUCACAUGGCAAUUGACAUGGCCGUCUUUCCGGAAGAAACAUCUGUUGACAUAAGAGAUGCUUUUGCGCGCCGCCCAUUAUGGAUAGAUGGUCUAGAUUAUCGACACGGGACUGGGCAUGGAGUGGGCAGUUUUCUAAAUGUACACGAGGGACCGCAUGGCAUUGGUCAGCGCAUCGUCCUCAACGACACUGCCCUAAAAGCCGGCAUGGUCGUGUCGGAUGAACCGGGAUAUUACGCCGAUGGUCGCUUCGGCAUCCGCAUCGAGAAUGUCAUCAUUGUGCGAAAAGCGGAUACCCCCAAUCGCUUUGGUGAUCGAGAUUAUUAUACCUUUGAGCAUGUUACAAUGUGCCCGAUUCAAACCAGCCUGGUUGAUGUCUCCUUGCUGACGAAAGCGGAGAAGGUUUGGCUCAAUGAGUACCAUACAGAGAUAGAACAGAAGUUGUUGCCUUUGCUCGAAGCGAAGCAUGAUGAACGAGCUAUAACUUGGCUGAAGAGGCAAUGUGCUGCGGUCUAAAGGCAAUGGAAACUUGGGCAUUACUUUGGCAAAUCGUCAACCCUGUAUCAGUACUGUACUCAGCAGGUUAACCGUGGAGCAUGCCCAAGGUUUCUCGGUGCAUAGUUCCAGCCCCUAGUUGAACACUUGUCCUUGUGAGAUACAAGAUUUCUUAUCCAUAGCCUAUUGCUGAA
Dacryopinax primogenitus is the source of this 2021-nucleotide messenger RNA. Its product is annotated as Creatinase/aminopeptidase. The transcript is spliced from 20 exons. The coding region runs from base 1 to 1848 and encodes 615 amino acids. NCBI's taxonomy places the organism in Eukaryota, Fungi, Basidiomycota, Dacrymycetes, Dacrymycetales, Dacrymycetaceae. The record is from RefSeq and is a predicted model, not a curated record. Gene Ontology annotation, molecular function: metalloaminopeptidase activity.